GGGAGAAGCUCAGCCAAUCAAGAGGUCUCUGAGGCAAAGAAGGCGGGACGAAGAGGAAAAGUUUAGGACAGGAGCGCCAGCCAAUCCUGAGCCUAGCUGCCUGAGCAACGGCCACCAGCACCCACUUGCAGACGCCAGUCAGAGCGGGGGGAUGGUCAGUGGACAAUGAGCCAAUCCGUGCCGAGGGAAGGCAAAUUUGAGCCAAUGAAAACUGAGAAGGUGGGAAGGGGCGGAGUUCGCCGGUGGCUGCUCGCUGGGAGCCACUGGUGGGGACCUUUCUAGGGUCCUUUUCCAUCCGUGGGGUGCUAUGGAGUUCCCAGAACACAGCCAGCAGCUGCUGCAGAGCCUCCGAGAGCAGCGGUCCCAGGGUUUCCUUUGUGACUGCACCGUAAUGGUGGGUAGCACCCAGUUCUUGGCCCAUCGGGCUGUGCUGGCCUCCUGCAGCCCAUUCUUCCAGCUUUUCUACAAGGAGCGGGAACUGGACAAGAGGGAUCUGGUGUGCAUCCACAAUGAAAUUGUCACAGCCCCAGCCUUUGGGCUGCUUCUGGAUUUUAUGUACGCUGGCCAGCUGGCCCUGAGGGGGGAUACCCCCGUGGAGGAUGUGCUGGCAGCUGCCAGCUACUUGCACAUGAAUGACAUCGUUAAAGUGUGUAAGCGGCGGCUGCAAGCCCGGGCCCUGGCAGAGGCAGACAGUACCAAGAAGGAGGAGGAAACCAACUCACAGCCCCCUAGUUUGGAGUUUUUGUCCAACCCCUCCCGCGGCCCCCAGCCUUCAUUGGCAUCUGCUGAGACAUCAGGCCACUGGGGCAAAGGGGAAUGGAAGGGCCCUGCAGCUCCCUCACCAACUGUCUGUCCUCCAGAUGAGCCACCAGUGUCCGGUGGGGCAGACACGACACAGCCUGGCAUGGAGGUUGACCCGCCACAUCUACGCCCCCCCCCUCCACCAGUGGCUGAUGUCUCCCUUGCCAGCCCUAGUAGCUCCACAGAGACCAUUCCUGCAAACUACUUGUCUUCUGGCCUUCCAGCAGUUUCAGUGGAGCCGCUGGCUCCCCUUGAUGUGGCUGAGAGUUUGAGGAUGGUGGAACCAAGGGGUGCCGGAGCGCCAUUGCAAGGCUUCUAUCCUCCAGCUCCAGCGGCAGCCCCAACCCCAGCCCCAGCUCCAUCCCAGGCUCCAGCACCAGCCGAAGCUGAGCUGGUCCAGGUGAAAGUGGAAGCCAUUGUGAUUUCCGAUGAGGAGCCAGAUGUGUCAGAGGAAACGCCUCAGGGUCCCGAGGGGUUCUUCCCACCUGGAGGAGCCUUGUUUGGCGCACAGCCCCCUCAGCCAGAGGCUUUUGAGGAGCCCAGGGCAGGACUAGAGGAGGUGGGACCAAGUGACCACUUCCUGCCCCCAGAUCCUCAUCUGUCCUACCAUUUGCUGCCAGGUCCAGGGCAGUAUCACCGAGGACUGGUGACCUCACCGCUGCCGGCCCCCCCGGCCCUGCAUGAGCCACUUUACCUGCCUUCUGAGUAUGAAGCCACCCCGGGAAGUUUUGGAGUUUUCACGGAGGAUGUGCCCACUUGCAAGACAUGUGGGAAGACCUUCUCUUGUUCUUACACACUCCGGCGCCACGCCACCGUGCACACACGCGAGCGACCCUAUGAGUGCCGCUACUGCCUGCGCAGCUACACACAGUCAGGGGACCUAUACCGCCACAUCCGCAAGGCUCACAAUGAGGACCUGGCCAAACGCAGCAAACCGGAUCCAGAGGCCGGCCCCCUCCUGGGGGUGCAGCCCCUGCAUGGCUCCCCUACAGCAGACAGACAGAACAGCGGUGGCGGAGGGCCACCCAAAGAUUUUGUACUUGGCCCCAAAAACUGACAUCAGCAGGAGCUGAGGCCAGGCCUGCUCUUGCCAUCAUCAGGGGGCAGCACAGGUUGGAAGCCUCUCAUUUCCCCUGCGAGGGAUGGGUUGUGCAGGGAGCAGAAGGAACGUUGUGCCCUGGGCUUAGGAUUCCUCCCACUUUUCCUUUCCCCAGCCAGGCAGCAGGACUUUAUGGGGCAUUGCGACUCAAUGAGCCCUUCUCCAAGGGCACUGGGAAUUUUGCUGAGGUGUAAUCACUUCUCACCCUGCAUCCCCGACCAUAAAGCUAGCAGUGAAAGUA
This is a messenger RNA of Neofelis nebulosa (Clouded leopard), 2141 nucleotides long. It is a transcript of the gene ZBTB3, whose product is annotated as zinc finger and BTB domain containing 3. The transcript is spliced from 2 exons. Gene Ontology annotation, molecular function: protein binding; DNA-binding transcription factor activity, RNA polymerase II-specific; RNA polymerase II cis-regulatory region sequence-specific DNA binding. Gene Ontology annotation, biological process: regulation of transcription by RNA polymerase II. Gene Ontology annotation, cellular component: nucleus. Lineage: Eukaryota; Metazoa; Chordata; Mammalia; Carnivora; Felidae. The coding region runs from base 308 to 1858 and encodes 516 amino acids. The record is from RefSeq and is a predicted model, not a curated record.